Dracunculus medinensis (Guinea worm) is the source of this 570-nucleotide messenger RNA. The record is from the annotation of a GenBank genome assembly. Lineage: Eukaryota; Metazoa; Nematoda; Chromadorea; Rhabditida; Dracunculidae.
AUGAAUUUUCUUUCGACAAUUCCUCGUAGUUCUGAAGUUAUAAAUAUUACUGCUGGUUUCUCUGUUGAUGAAGAAAAAGGAUUAAAAGAUUUUGACGAGAACAAUGCUGUAAAAGAUCAAAAUCAUAUGCGCGAUAAAUCAUGGACAUCGAAUUCGAGAAAUAAUAGCCAAGGAUCAUCAUUAACCAGUCCACAUAUGAAUAUUUCGGCGAAUAAUAUUAAUAUCAAUUCUUCACCGUCAUUUAAUUACAUUCAGCCAAGAUUACCCACUUAUUUAUUUGCGGACAAUGGUUGUACUCAAGCGUUACUGCAAAUAGCGAUUGAUCUUGAUUGCACAUUUAUGUUUCAUUGUAGGGAUGGUAAACCGAGAUUUAGCUUUGAACCGAAUUCUACUGCUUCUUUAAAUAUUAGGGGUCCUGAACUGGCCGUGGUCGAUAGUGAUAAUGAACUUCACGUUAUCGAGAGUAACAAUGGUGUAGAAUUGGAUAGUGAAAUCUGGAAGAAAACGGAUCUAAGUCAAUUUGCGUGGGCAGUUAGAGGAAAAUGCCAAAAAAUCUUUUCUAAAAUGUAA